AAUGAAUUUUUCUCAAAGUAUUUUAAUAGUUUUAAAUAUUACAUAUCAAUAUAUCUACAAUGAUAUUAUGAUAUCUAUAUCUUAUUUAAAAAAAUUCUCGUUACAGAUUUGUUUUAGAGACAAUUGGGUGAAUAUACCCAAAUCGCUAGAAAAAUAAGUAACUACCCGAAACCAUGAAAAAUCCAUUUUCAUUGUUGAUAUUUGUGCUCUCUUUAUCCAUUUUACCCAUGCCCUAAAGUUUCAUCUUGUUUCUCUUUCUUUCCCGAACUAAUACCUCUUUCAUCUAUCUCUUUCUCUCCCAAUUAUCUAAACCUUUGUUAAGAUUAAAGCUUCAUUUCAAAUCAAUCAAUCUUCUUCUUAAAUCUCUAAAUCAUGAUCUACUCUGUUUUCAACGCCAAUCAUACGAUAACCUCCUCAUCUUCUUAAAUCUCCAAACCUUCCAAAAAGAUUACGAUUAGUUCUAAGAUUUUACGGACUCAACAGUGUGCAACUAUUUCUGAAGAAAGAGAAAACACAGUACAUAAAGAGAAAAGAAACACAAUAAAGUAUUAGUAACAAUACAAUAAUUUCUUGAUCUAUAUACAAUAAUUGUUAACCGUUAAGAAUAUUAGUUGAAUAGAUAAUGAUUAAGUUAACACGAUAAUCUAUUUUUUACCAUUUAAGAAAAUAUAUAUCAGGUAACAAUAGUUAUUUUUAACAUCUUGCCAACCAAUUUAAAAAGCGAUAACAUGUUUUAUAGCAGUUAACCAAACAUGUACCUGUUAAUGACAACAUAUUGUAUAAAAUGUAACUGAUAAGUUGUGACGUACAAUGUUAUAUGACUUGUUAGACUGGUAACCAGUUUCGUACCAUUUAACAAACUAUGUAUAAGCCAAUGUCAGCUAUUUAUUAACAUCUUAUAAACCAUUUAAAAAAAUCUUUAACAUGUAUUGCUAAGCAAAGAUUUACCUGCUCACAAUACUCGCUACUGAAGUGUUAGCUUCGUGUUCUUUUUAUCGAUGUCGGGGAAACCCUAUCUUUCUGACUCUACAGCCCAUACAUACACCAGCAUCUGAAUCGACGAGAUCUAUCCAAUACGUACAGUGGUGGUUGAAACCGAGUGAACCGAUGAAGAGAUUGUGGUAGACGAACUCAUGAGGUGAUAAAGAUAUAAGAUUUCCAAACAAGAAAUUCAAUCUUCUCAGUUCAUGGUGAGAGAUUUGAUUCAAUCAAUUUUGGGUUUGUGUUAGGAUCUAAUCUUCUCUCCUACCAUUUCUAGAUGAACUCAUCGAGGAGAUAAUUUUAUUGGAUUCACAACUGUGGAUACAGAAAGAGAAAAGUUUAUUUGUAAAAAAAGGUGUGAUAAUGGAUUAGAGAAGAUGGAAAAGAAAAGAAAAGAAAAAUUAUUAUUUGGCAAAAAAAUUUAGGGAGAUACGAAAAGGAGAAGAAAGAAAUAUGGGCAGGGAGGAAGGGCAGAGAGACAUGGGGAAAAGCAAGGGCAGAGACAAAAUUGAGAUUUAGAAAUAUCAAUAGUGUUUAGGAUAUUUAUCUAGAUUUUGCUCGUACGUUACGAAAAGAAAAAGAAAACAAUGUUAUUGGUCAGAUCCUUGUUUAAUAGUAGUAUUUCUUAGAUCAGCUACGUGAAGGUGUAUGGUUAAACUGUGAAACGCGGAUCAUCAUUGAUCGCUUUCCCUACCACAGAAAAAAAAACAUGAAUUCAAGGAGGGAAAAUCCCUCUCGAGUAGAAGACGAAUCUUCUGGUGAUUUGACAAGUGAGAGGUUAAGCUAAAGGUUGAAACUUUCCUUCUCUAACCACCAGCCUUUGAAGGAUGAGAGACAUUUAGUAUCUACAUGAGUUUGCUCAAAGAUGAAUCUUUACAAGCCAUCUGAUAAUAUGGUGAUACGAGUCAUCUGAUUGCUUAUAACGUAUUGGAGAGUGACUCAAGGACUUGGAGAUUCGGGUUUGCAUCUCUUAGGUGCUGAGUUUUGGAUUCUAGACUUUUAUGACCGUUAUAACAUGAAGGUUGGGAAGAUUUUAGAUGGAUAAAGGGGAUUGUAAUAGGACACUCUGUGAGAUUGUGGGUCUGCUAAAAUCAUGGCUCCCCUGGCGGUCCGAGCCAGCUACUGUGUCCAGAGAUUUUUGGAUGCCUGAUCAGAGCUGUCGUGUGUGUUAUGAGUGUGAUUGUCAGUUCACCCUUAUUAACCGUAGGCACCAUUGCCGUCUUUGUGGGAGAGUCUUCUGUGGGAAAUGUACUGCGAACUCGAUACCUUUGGCUACCAGCGACUUGAGAGCUCCCCGUGAGGAGUGGGAGAGGAUCCGUGUUUGUAAUUAUUGUUUCAGCCAAUGGGAGCUAGGUGAUGGUGGAACGCAUCUUUCGAAUAUUCCGGGGAUUAGUAGUUCGUCUUCUGAGACAAGUCUUCUUAGCUCAAAGACUAUUACAACUACCAAUAGUAGUACUCUUGGCUCGAUGCCAGGUUUAGUUGGUCCUUAUCAAAGGGUUAAACGUGGUUCUGAUGUCAGUUUGCACGGAGUGGCUUCUAAAGAGCAAGGCAAAGAGACUUCAAGGAGUAACAGUUUCAUAGCCACAUAUGUGGAAGAUCCAUCUCGCUUUGGUUUAAAUAGGAAUGAUGAUGAGUACGAUGAGUAUUGUGCAUACCAGACUUAUACUGAGACGAGUCAUUCUCCUCAAGCUAAUAAAUACUAUGGCCCAAUGGAAUAUGAGGAGAUGAGCCACUGUAAGCAUCUGAGUUUCGAAUCCACCGCUGACCAGAAAAGUGUAAGCGGCUCUCCACUCAUUCAUCAGAGUCUUGAAUCUCUAAUUGGGGAUGGCUCAGAGCAGUUCCAGAAAAAAAGAUGAGAAUGAUGGUCGUGACGAAAGUGAAGCACCUUCUCCGCCAGAUAUUUCGGAUAAUCAAGUUGCAGAGCCGGUGGAUUUCGAGAACAAUGGACUUUUGUGGGUUCCACCUGAUCCAGAAAACGAAGAAGAUGAGAGAGAAAGCUCUUUGUUUGACGAGGAAGAUAAUGAGGGAGACGCCUCAGGUCCGUGGGGAUACUUACGGCCUUCCACUAGCGUUGGAAGUGGAGAGUUCCGUAGCGAGGAUCGAACGAGUGAAGAGCACAAGAAGACUAUGAAGAAUGUGGUUGAUGGGCACUUUAGAGCUUUGCUUGCAAAACUUUUGCAAGUCGACAACCUCCCUGUGAGCGAUGAAGAGGGCAAAGAGGGUUGGUUAGAGAUUAUCACCUCUCUUUCUUGGGAGGCGGCUAACUUACUGAAGCCUGAUAUGAGAAAAAGUGGAGGGAUGGAUCCUGGUGGCUAUGUCAAAUUGAAGUGCUUAGCUUCCGGGUUUCGACAUGAUAGUAUAAGGACGGGCCCGAUAGGAAGAUAAGAAGUUGGCCCAAUAACGCGAAAGAGAUGAGAUCGACACAACGACAUGGAGAUCCCGCGGGUCAAGGAAGUCGUUGAGAGAGAUCCGGAAAAAAUGAGAUAUUGAGAUAGAGAGGACAUGUGAAACCCUUGAGAGCAUUAGCUAUUCACAUCGACCUCGCCAUAAGCUCGAGAGUGGUUCAUUUUGUAAUCAAUCUCAAUUAUAGCUUCAAUUUCAUUCAUUUAUUGUAUUUAAACCUUUAAUCAAUAAAAAUUAAUUUUCGCCGACCGGAAUCUGAUUAUA
This is a messenger RNA of Brassica napus (rape), 3648 nucleotides long. Its product is annotated as 1-phosphatidylinositol-3-phosphate 5-kinase FAB1B-like. The record is from RefSeq and is a predicted model, not a curated record. The coding region runs from base 2806 to 3366 and encodes 186 amino acids. Gene Ontology annotation, molecular function: metal ion binding; 1-phosphatidylinositol-3-phosphate 5-kinase activity. NCBI's taxonomy places the organism in Eukaryota, Viridiplantae, Streptophyta, Magnoliopsida, Brassicales, Brassicaceae. Gene Ontology annotation, cellular component: endosome membrane. The transcript has 4 exons. Gene Ontology annotation, biological process: phosphatidylinositol phosphate biosynthetic process.